AUGUCAACGGAAGAUAAGAAACUGACUAUCGACCCAACAAACGUGUCAUUCCACCGCCAAGAAACGAAGACAUCUGAGACUCCAACAAACCCAAGCGAAGGACAAGAAGAGACUGGAGAUGAAGUUGAAUGUCCUGUGGAUACUACACUUGAAAAGGAAGUGACUUUUAAAGCAAAAGAAGACAUCCGUGUUAUAUUAAAUAGUUUUAUUAAAAGACCGAAUUAUUGGAUAUCUUCUGAUGAGACUGUAAUUGAAAUUAAAGGUGGUGAAUCGAAAGCGGUCAAUUUUUAUGGACGGGUGUUGAACUCGAGUCUUGAGCUAACUGUUGAAGUCCCGAUCGUUGUAUUUUACAAAGACAAAGGUACAUGGGUGUUAGAGAACAAUCAAUAUUCCCUGACCAUAUCUAUUCUUCCACAGCUAGGUGGCUUUGUAGAGAAUGGGGAAUGCAGCAAAAAUCGAAAAAUCUAUCUUGGCUUAUACAAUGAAAUUUUUACAGGAAAGUAUCGUUCUUUAGAUGUCGCUAUUAGUAGUGUGAAAUCAUUAGAAACACUUAAAAGGGAUUUAGAAAAUCAGAUCAAAGCCGACCCCAAAUCAGCAGACGAAAAAACUAAAGCAACACUAGAGACGUAUAGAAAGAACAUCGAGAGUGGAAUGAACUACGAUCCUAAUUCAGUGAAGACGAUGUCUGAGGAGUUCUUGAUGGUUAAGAACUUACAACAGAAAUUGAUAUCACCGUAUAUCUUAAACUUCAUUGGCAUGGUGAACACCCCAAUCAGUGCGUUGACUGAAAUGGCACCAUUUGGCGAUGUCGAACACUUCUAUAGAGAUUUUAGACUCACCGACACGUUGAAAUACAAAAUAUUCCAAGACGUUUCAAUGGGUCUUGCUGCUUGUCACAAAGUCGGUAUUUUGCACUUGGAUAUGAAGCCGUCAAACAUCUUUGUGUUCUCAACAAAUCCGUUUGACUCCGUUGUCGCCAAAAUUGCCGAUUUUGGGACUGCGAAACGAUCAAACUUGUUGAAUGCGCUUGGGCUGAAUUUGGUGUCCACACCCCUUUAUUCGCCUCCCGAGUGUUCACUCAUGUCGACACUUUAUUCAAAGGAUUUCUUGUUGUCAAGAUACUUUGCGGACUGUGGGUAUGAGGAGGACCAAGUGAAGGCGAUUGUUGAUCUUCGAAGUGAAGAGACGACAAAGGACGAUGACACCACCGAAGUGAAGAAGAGUGAGUCUGACAUUGAACAAGACAGAGCCAAAGCCGAACGGUUGAAACAGUCUAUUUUGUAUGAGAAGAUGCACAUUGGAGAGAAGAUCGAUAUCUACUGCUUUGGGUUGACGUGCUUUGAGAUCUGUGCAGAGCGUCCACUGACUUCGACAGAAGAAAUCCGAAUAGCGCCUUCUUCUGCGCAGAUGGGUAAAGAUGUGUUUUUAGAGGCCGUCAACGCAUACAAUUUCGAUAAGAAAUGCACAUUUGCAGACAACUUCAUUUCAUUCAAGAAGCUCCCCAAAAUUGGUGUCACCACUUUGCUGAAGAAAUUGACGAACCCUACGGAUGACACGUUGUGGAAGGAGUUGUCGAGUCUUAAAGUGUCAUAUGAUGGGAAACAAAAUGAGUCGCCUCUGUAUAUGGAGAAAAAUGAUUUUGAAAAAGCUAAGAAAAUUGAAGAGAAGGUCAAAAGCACGUUGACCACAUUAAAUAAUUACUUAGGAGCUAUGAUAAGUCCAAUUAAAGAGGUGGUGAGUGGAGAGGUAGAGUUGUUACUCACCAGUAGUAAACUGACUAUUGGCAAGUACGCAGGCAUUGUGUAUGACAAAUUAAAGAAGUUAGAAAGGUUUGUCGAUGUGUUUGAUUGCCACGAUGUAGCAAAGUUAGAUGCUGGGACUGAAGGGUUUGAGUAUGUCAACAAAACGUUUUCAAAGUUGAAAGACAUCCCCAAAGAUGUUGUUGCUUCAACUGAGACAAAAUUACGAGAGAUCCUCAGUGUGUUUGCAAAGGAAGAUAUUGACAACAUAAUACAGCAUUUCAUGUAUGUGGUGAGAUGCAAGACAUCGAUGUUCUAUAAAACUAUAUUGGCUGAUUUUGUGAAGCAACUCAACUUGAGGAAAUUGAUAGGGUUUCCCUUCACUAUGAAGAGUCUUGGAGCGCCCGAGUGGUUCAUUCAAAUGGUGAAAAAUAUGGUUGACUCAAACCCUGCACGUCGUCCAACGGCUCUAAUGUUAGCCGGAGAAUUUAAGAAAUACACAGCAGAAGUCUUUUUAGAGUAUCAAUUGCGGGAGAGUCGAUUCAAAAGUAUAAUCGCCGAGUUUGAAAAGAAGGAGAAAGAGGUUGAGAACCUCCAGAAAAGUGGUAACUUAGAAGACUUGAUCAAAGUGAAAGAGAGCAAGUUGGCAAUCGAGAAAGAAAAAUUGAGGUUGUUACUCCCAAUGCGAUGCGACGAGUUCGAGAAUCAAAAGCGAUGUUAUGUGUACGACCAGAACAUCACACAGAAGUAUGGCGUGAGAGUCGAAAAAUUACUCGUCCGACGCUCUAAGGAAGAGGUGAGCGAUUUCAAAAAAGAUAACUUCUUGCUGGGUAUGAAGUUCUCUAUCGCGCGCUUCGACAGUGUCAUGAGAUAUGAUCCAAAACACCCGGCAAAAAACUUAGGAAGAGUCAAAGCGGUGAUGGAUGUCAUGUUUACCAAAAAGGAUAAUCCAAUCCCCGAAGGUUAUGAAGGAGUCGCCAAACAGUACGUCGAAGACUUCAUCGCAAAAAGAGACGAAGAGACGUUUGCCAAACAAAAGGCUCGUGAAGAAAAAACUACAAAGAAGACAACAAUGAAAAAGUGA
Messenger RNA from Entamoeba invadens IP1, 2823 nucleotides. RefSeq lists its product as hypothetical. Gene Ontology annotation, molecular function: protein kinase activity; ATP binding. The coding region runs from base 1 to 2823 and encodes 940 amino acids. The record is from RefSeq and is a predicted model, not a curated record. Gene Ontology annotation, biological process: protein phosphorylation. Lineage: Eukaryota; Evosea; Mastigamoebida; Endamoebidae. The transcript has a single exon.